CAGCAUCAGCUACUACAGCAACAGCAUCACCAACAUCGCCAGCAGGAGCAUAAGCAGCACUCCGAGCAUCUACAGCUCCCACAGUCGAAACUAUCGAUGCCACCGCUGGCAAUGGUGCAUGCUGGAUGGACAGGACCGCCUCAGCUGGCCGAGAAUGGCGGCUUUAACAGCUUCCUGGACGAUCCGAGCAAUCUGCGCAAACUGUUCCUCCCGCGGCGCACUCUGCAGCUGCUGUCGGAGCUGCCGGACUUCCAGUGGCUGGUCAGGGGCUGCUUCGUGCGCGUUCGCUUGGAGCACGGCCAUCGUGUGGCACAGAUCCAGAGCGUCGUCAAGUGGCAGCCGAGCAGCGAGCUCACGUUGGUCUUGCGCACUGACAGCAAUCCACGCGUCUAUCCGCUGUCGCAGCUGGCCAACACGUACUACGAGCGGUGCGAGCUGCUCGAAUGGCGUUACAUUUGGCAGAGCUGCCACUUCGAGCUGCCCACCAAGUGCAUCGUCGAACAGAAGCAUCAGGCCCUGGUCAACGCCAAUCUGCGGGUGCAGCAGAAGCUGUGCGAUGUUGAGCUCACCCUCAAGCAGGAGUACUUCAUCGAGAGCGAAUUGCCCGCCCUUGCCGCUUCCAGCAACGCCACUGCCACACCACCGCGCACCACGCAACAGAUCAAGUACCUGGUGGAGCCCAUGGAGUGCUACAGACGCUAUCUGCCCACGACGCCGCCAGUUACAGCUGCUGCCGUUGCCACUGCCAAAGCGAGUAAGCCGCACGAGCUGACGACUCCCAAUUGCCCCAAGAAGAAAAUUUCCCUAGACGAAUAUCGUGAGCGCUGCAUCAAGAAGAAGAAGUGAU
Messenger RNA from Drosophila arizonae, 847 nucleotides. RefSeq lists its product as uncharacterized. Gene Ontology annotation, molecular function: DNA binding. The record is from RefSeq and is a predicted model, not a curated record. Lineage: Eukaryota; Metazoa; Arthropoda; Insecta; Diptera; Drosophilidae.